AUGCCAGACGAGAUCUUCACAACUUUACUGGAGUUAAUUAAAAGAAUGUUGCCUGAAGGGGAUUAUUUGCCUGAAUCUUGUUAUAAGGCAAAAAAACUUAUAAUCGACUUGGGUCUGACAUAUGUGAAAAUUGAUGCAUGCCCCAAUGAUUGCAUGAUCGAUUGGAAAGAUACUUCGGAUUUGACGUGUGCUCGGUUUGUGGUGAAUCAAGAUAUAAAAUUACCAACACAGCGGAUAGGACCGCGCAGUCCGGGUAAAGAGAUUGAUGUAUACAUGCGUCCACUGAUUGACGAGUUGAAUGAGUUGUGGGAGGUGGGCACUCCAACUUAUAAUGGAUGGAGUACACAUGGCUAUAAAGCCUGUCCACAUUGCAUGCAUGAUAAAGAAUCUAUUUACUUGCCGGCGAGUCGUAAAAUUUGUUAUAUGGGGCAUCGACGCUUUCUUGAAGAUAAUCAUAGGUUUCGAAGGCAAACCACAGCUUUUAAUGGUCGUCAAAAGCAUCGUAAUGCACCAAGGCAGUGGACUGGUUUACAAUGUCUUGAAGAACUUUGUACAUUGAGAUUUACUUUUGGAAAACCAAAGAAAAAUGCUUCAGUUGGGCAACGCAGAAAAAAAACUUCGAGCAGUACAAGUGGUAACAGUCAGUGGAAGAAGAAAUCUAUUUUUUAUGAACUACCUUAUUGGAGGCAUCUGUUGAUUAGACACAAUCUUGAUGUUAUGCAUAUCGAGAAGAAUAUAUGUGACAGUGUGGUGGGAACAUUGCUAGGUAUAGAAAAGUCUAAAGAUGGAUUGGUUGCACGUGCAGAUCUUGAAGUCUUGAACAUAAGACGCAGUCAACACCCACGUAGAGAAGGAAAUAGAACAUUUCUACCUCCAGCUUUGUUCACGUUGAAAAGAGAAGAAAAAACUGCGUUUUGCAAUGUGUUGUCUACUAUUCGGGUCCCCGAUGGAUAUUCAUCAAAUUUAUCGCGAUGUGUGCACGUGAAUGAACGAAAAAUACAUGGGUUGAAAAGUCAUGAUUGCCAUGUUUUAAUGCAGCAGUUACUCCCGUUUGCAAUACGCCCGGUUUUGCCUAAAGAUGUUACUAUGGUAUUAUUAGAGUUGAGUGCAAUUUUCAGACAGUUGUGUAGUAAGGAGUCUGAGGAAGGAUUCAAGGAACUGAGUUCAAGAAUUGCCUUGACAUUAUGUCAACUUGAAAAAAUAUUUCCUCCUGCAUUUUUUGAUAUAAUGGUGCACCUUCCAGUUCACUUGGCAGAUGAAGCAGCUCUUACAGGGCAUGUUCCUUAUAGAUGGAUGUAUCCAAUUGAACGGUAUUUGCAAACGUUGAAGCGCUAUGUUCGUAAUAAGGGUCGUCCUAAAGGUUCUAUUGCUGAAGCAUAUUUGGUGGAUGAGUGCUUGUCCUUCUAUUCCAUGUAUUUUAGAGGUUCAGGACAACAUGUGGAGCUCGAUCUAAAUGUUCUUGAUCAGUGCCAUAGAUACAUUCUAAAUAAUUGUGAUGAAGUGAACCCAUUUAGAAGCCAACAUGAGGAAUUCUUGAAAACUAAACAUCGUCGAGAAAGGUUAACUAUGCAACAAAUUAAGGAGCUAAGCAAGAAAGAAUUUCCAAAAUGGUUCAAGCAACAUAUGAAUUCAAGCUAUCAUGCUAAUGACACGUUGAUAUCUCAAGACUUGCAUUGGCUAGCUAAUUAUCCUAGUAGGGUUGUGAGUAGAUAUAAAAGUCACAUUGUUCAUGGGUUUAGAUUUCGUAUAAAAUUAGUGGAUGAUAAGCAUAAGAAUCAAAAUUGUGGUGUCUUUGUACCUGCAAAUGUUCCUGGAGCAAUUAGGCAAGUGAAUUGUUAUGGCAGAGUUGUAGAUAUGUUCGAGGUUAAAUAUUGUGGUCCUACUGAGGCAGGAGAUAGGGGUCGAGCUGUGAUGUUAUUUAAGUGCGAAUGGGUUAAUAGUGAAAGUCCACGAGGAAUGAUGACCGAUCAAUAUGGAUUUACUAGGGUGAAUUUCAAUCAAUUGGGAUUUAAAGAGGAUCCUUUCAUACUAGCAUCACAAGCAUUACAAGCAUUUACGUGGAGGACACAAUUGAAAAAGAUUGGCACGUAG
Messenger RNA from Malus domestica (apple), 2091 nucleotides. NCBI's taxonomy places the organism in Eukaryota, Viridiplantae, Streptophyta, Magnoliopsida, Rosales, Rosaceae. The record is from RefSeq and is a predicted model, not a curated record.